Messenger RNA from Heterotrigona itama, 1677 nucleotides. The record is from the annotation of a GenBank genome assembly. NCBI's taxonomy places the organism in Eukaryota, Metazoa, Arthropoda, Insecta, Hymenoptera, Apidae.
AUGAAUGAAAAUCCGUAUGGAAAUAAUUUUUAUAACUUUAAACGUUGGCAGUAAAUAACACAUUUACAAGUUGAAAUAACUUCUGGUUCCUGAAGAGUUUCUCCAGAUGUUUAAAUGAAACUUGCAUCGAAUAUCUUUUUCUGCGUUAAACGUCCUCCAUUCUAGGUCAAUUAUAUUAAAAUUCAGUUCUCUUUGUGUAAAAGAAAUUUCUUGAUUAAUGAUAUUAGAGUGUCCGAUUAUUGAGUUGGGACUAUUGAGUCGAAUCUUUCGUCAAAUUCUGAUAGUAAUGUUUGUUAAUAUUAACGUAGUUAAUUAUCAACGCGAGAGAUUUGGAAUAAUACAAACCCGAUGUAUUACUAAACUAUGACAAUAUUGUUGUUGCUCGAUAUGAGAUGAUAAUGAAUUAAAUUAUUUAAAUGCUUGUUACAUAUUCAUAAUCUUCUACAUAUUGCACAAUAAUUUAAAUAACUAGUAACAAUUUACCAUUGAUUUAACAUGUGCUGGAUUGACAAAGUAAUUUCUCCUUCGUAUGAAAAUUCCUAAAUCAAACUUACCGUGUUAUUUAUUCUUCUUUCAAGCUAUUCUAAACGAAAGUUCUUUAUAUCAAUAAAUUCUUUAUAUUACAUUGUAUUUACAAUUUAUUAAUAAACUUAAACCUUACUAAUAAUAUUAAUUUAAUUACACAGGAUGGUACCUUCCAUACUUUGUUCAUAAUUUUUAUACAGUGUUAUAAUAUGGUUGUAAUAAUUUAAAAACGGUGUUGCAAUAUGGUUGUAAUAUGAAACACGAUCCAGAUUUGGACGACCGAUAGUUGAUUUAAUAACUAUAACCUAUAUACAAAAUUAAUGGCGAUCUGAAGAUAAUUCUAUUUCGAUGGUAGGUGUUACAUAACCCUCACCACCGCUCUUCACUUGCAUCGUGGUGGUAGUCCCAAGGGACCGGCUGGUACCGGGAAAACCGAGACAGUGAAGGAUCUAGGGAAAGCACUGGGAUUCAAUGUGAUCGUGCAAAACUGCUCCGAAGGGCUCGAUUACAAAAGCAUGGGCAGAUUGUUCUCUGGACUGGCGCAGACCGGUGCAUGGGGUUGCUUCGAUGAAUUUAACCGUAUAAACGUCGAGGUGUUAUCGGUAGUGGCGCAGCAGAUACUGUCGAUUCUCACCGCGGUCUCGCAGAGGCUCACCAGAUUCGUAUUCGAGGGCAUUGAAAUAUUGCUGGUGCACACCUGCGGCAUCUUCAUCACGAUGAAUCCGGGUUACGCGGGUCGCACCGAACUUCCCGAUAAUCUGAAAUCCAUGUUCAGGCCAAUCUCGAUGAUGGUGCCGGACAGCAGCAUGAUCGCCGAGAUCAAUUUGUUCUGCGAGGGAUUCGAACAGACGCGAAUCCUCGCCAGAAAGGUUUUCACGUUGUACACGUUGGCACAGCAACAGUUAAGCAAGCAGUAUCAUUAUGACUUUGGAUUGAGGGGAAUAGUGACUUUGACGAGGUACGCAGGGAGGAAGAAGAGACUUUAUCCGAAACUUCCGGACGAGGAAGUGAGUUAUGCUUGCUCUGUUUUUAACGAAUAAUAUAUGUAAUUCAAAUAUAAUAUAUAGUUUCAACGAUAAUUUAAAUGUACAGAUAUUAGGUUCUGUAGAAACUUGCGGAUUUGAAAGAGGAUUAUUUAUUAUAAAUUUCUGA